CAAAACUAAAUGAAGUCAGUUGCUUGCCAUGUUUCUCUGCUAAACAACGCUUAGCGCAGGACGAGAACAAGAAUUUAACGUACAUUACCGCUAAACUUAAUGAAUUAUUAUUAGUAAUUUGAACAAAACCAAGCAAUGGUUUCUGUAAUGGAUGAUUAGAUAAUGAUGGUUUUGAUAUUUUUUCUCAGUUGUCGGUUUCUGUUGAUAAGUCAGGGGUCGUAAACUUUUUGAUAAAGAUAUCUUGUUAUGUAAUUAGUUAGUAGGUAGUACCUAAGUGUUGGACGUGACAGUUGUGUGUGAACUGUGUUUUUCUAUUUAAAGAUGUCUUCCACCAAGCCUGUAACUAAGAAGAUUAUUAACUCACCGGAGACAUGUGUGGACGACAAUCUGCGCGGCGUGGUGGCCACCUACCCUGCACUACAGCUUCAUCCCAGACACAGGGUCAUCACUGUCCGCCAAAAGAGUGACACAGGGAGGGUGGCUAUUCUUGGCGGGGGUGGUUCGGGACAUGAGCCGUUUGCAGCUGGUUUUGUGGGUGCCGGUAUGCUAGACGGCGCUGUAGCUGGUGGGGUAUUUGCUUCUCCUCCGACCGGACAUGUGCUGUACGCCAUUGCGCAGUUGUACAAGUAUAAUACAGGUGGUGUUUUAGUCAUCCUCGGCAAUUACACAGGAGAUAGACUAAAUUUCGGAAAAGCUAUAGAGAAGGCCAAGAUUUUAGGAAUAAAGGUGGAGGGACUGAUUGUAGGAGAAGAUGUAGCUUCCAGUAAGAACAAGACUGGUGGACGCAGUAUGGUGGGAGAGGUGCUCUUCUAUAAGCUAGCGGGAGCGUUAUCGCUAAGAGGCUUCGAGCUGACAGCUAUCCGCGACGAGGCUGCGGAAUUCAACAAAUACAUGGCUACCCUCGGUGUUUGUCUCAGUGCCUGCUCGUUACCCGGUCAGCCACCGCUGUUCGAAAUAGCCUCUGAUGAAAUGGAGCUGGGCGCUGGAGUGCACGGAGAGGCCGGCAUUGAGAAGAUGAAGAUGGGCACUGCUAAGGAAGUCGUCGGCAUGAUACUCAACCAGAUUAUUUCGCAUCUGAAGUUAGUUGCCGGUAACAGAGUGGUUGCGAUGGUAGGCAACUUAGGUGGUACCUCCAUCUUCGAAAUGAACAUCAUCAGCGCCGAGAUUAAGGAUCAAUUAGAAAGAAAGAGCAUCAAAGUGGAACGCAUAUUCUCUGGGCAUUUCAAGACUUCUUUAGAGAUGCAAGGCUUCCAGAUCUGUCUUCUACACCUGAAUAAGGAGAAGGGGGAUUUCUGGCUGGAACUGUUAGACGCACCCACUGCAGCCAGCGCGUGGAGUGGAGGCCAACUGUCACUGAGGAGUGAAGAGGAACAUGUCGAUGACGAGACGUUGCUGCAGGCUGGUCGGAGGAAGGGUGCAACAGGCCCAUCCCUUUCGCCCAAACAGCAGGAUUUACUCCGGGGCAGCUUGCUGGCGGCAGCUGAAGACCUCAUCAAGAAUGAGGCGUUACUAAAUAAAUUGGAUUCUGGUUGUGGCGACGGUGACUGUGGGAUUACUCUCAAGAACUUUGGUUUGGCCAUUCAGUCGUAUUUGAAGACAGCUUCAGUAGAAUACCCGUCGAACGUGCUAUGGGACCUAUCGGAGAUCGCGGAGACUGACAUGGGAGGCACGUCGGGUGGAAUCUACAGCCUGGGACUGUCUGCUGCUUCUCAAGCCUUGGCUAGUGCUGAAUCUAUAGAUGUUGGAUCAUGGUUGAAAGCUUGGGAUAGUGGGAUACAUGCCAUCUCCAAAUAUGGAGGAGCUGAACCCGGAGACAGGACGAUGUUAGACACGUUACACAGCGCUUCAAACACAUUCAGACAAAACCUGAAAUCGGACUUCCAAGUGUUGCUGAAGAAGACUGUGGACGCUUCAGAAGCAGGAGCUAAAGCGACGGCUCAAAUGAUUGCCAAGGCGGGCCGUGCGUCGUACGUGUCAACGGACUACAUACACGACGAGGACGCCGGCGCUCGCGCAGCCGCGCUCUGGCUCAAAGCCAUGCUCUCACACAUUGCUCACAAUGCGUGAACAUUAUCAUAUUACUUUAUUACAAUUUAAUUUCAUUAAGCCGACACUUGAAUAAUAUUAACCUGUAUCGGUAGAUUUCGCUACUGCAGAUAGAACUUUCCCAACAGGACUGACUUUGAAUAAAAAAUACAAUACCAUAAAUAAAUUUGGAGUCGGGAUCUAAAGAAUUCUUACUUAAAACUUAGUUUUGGUAUUUUAUAAGCUUGUUUAGGAAAUCACGUCUAACGUAACGAUUUAGUACUCUUAUACAAAAAUUCAUAAAUAUUGAAGAUUUUUCAAAUUUAAUAAACAGGUACCUAUUGAUUUUACUGAAACUUUCAGAAGGCAUCUAGCGACGCGAGUUUCUUAGGCAAGCCCUAUUCUUUAAACAUACAUGCAAUAUAAUAUAACAUAAUUAUAAUGUAGUCAAAUCUACCGACUUACAGUUUCUUUAGACUUGUUAUAAACAAAUUAACUAAAAUUCGCGGGUUACUCACGUGUAAAUGUUGAGAAAAGCUCUACUAGUUUCGAAGCACAGAGGGGUUCUUCCUCAUGAGCAGCGUGCGCGGACGCGGCGACGUCGCGCAGCCUACUGAUUAUAACAACGUGUUAUAAACAAAUCAAAAGAUUGUACAAACGUACGCAAAAAUAAGUUCGGAGUCCUAUGCUGGUACGGGCCAUAAAACAUAAAUAAACUAUGUAAAAAAGAAAUAAGAAAUAUUCUAUUGAGUCUGUUUUAUGACCAAAACCAGUACUUUAUUUUUUUAUUUUGAAUUUUUUUUUUUAUAUGAAAACCGUGGAACGGAGAUGAGAGUCUUCAUCAGUGCAAGAAAGUAAUAAAGUAAUAUGAAUGUGAAUUGGUACGUGUUUUUAAUCUAAGUAAGCACUAA
This is a messenger RNA of Spodoptera exigua (beet armyworm), 2936 nucleotides long. Lineage: Eukaryota; Metazoa; Arthropoda; Insecta; Lepidoptera; Noctuidae. The record is from the annotation of a GenBank genome assembly.